This is a messenger RNA of Iphiclides podalirius (scarce swallowtail), 2100 nucleotides long. The record is from the annotation of a GenBank genome assembly. NCBI's taxonomy places the organism in Eukaryota, Metazoa, Arthropoda, Insecta, Lepidoptera, Papilionidae.
AUGGUUUCUGGCGAUGAAUAUAAGUCGGAGAACAUAAACCUAAUGGUGUUAGAGCGUGAUAACAAGGAAUUGGAAAAUCAGAAAGCUAGCGAAGAUCCUCUAACAAAAGCCAUCGGUGCGAUAGGAAAAUGGCAAAUCUGGAUAUGCUGUGUAGUUUUCCUCGUCAAGUUUCCAGUGGCCUGGCAUCAAAUGAGCAUCAUAUUUCUGGCCCCACCCAUGAAUUUCACCUGUGCAAAUUCAGAACAUGACUUUGGGAGCGUAUGCUUAGCUGAAUAUAACAAUUGCACCGAUUUCGACUACGAUCGAAGCGUCUUUCAAGAGACGAUAAUCUCACAAUGGAAUCUCGUGUGCGACAGAGAAUGGUUGAAAAGCUUGACACAGACGGUCUUCAUGUCGGGCAUCCUUGUGGGAAACAUGGUUUUUGGUCAUCUUUCUGAUAGGUUCGGUAGACGGAAGCCAUUCUUGGCAGCGGUGUGUCUGCAGCUUGUUUCUGGAGUUAUAACGGCGUUCUCUGUCAAUUGGUACAUGUUCACCAUCCUCCGUUUCCUGCUCGCGGUUGCCACUGGCGGCACAAUGGUCGCCAGCUUCGUCUUGACCAUGGAGAUCAUCGGCGCCAAGUAUAGAGAAACCGUGGGAAUCCUGUAUCAGAUACCGUUCAACCUGGGGCACUUGACAUUGCCGCUGUUCGGAUACUUCUUGAGGGACUGGAACACCUUCCAGCUGGCGAUAUCCCUACCUUCGGUGUUGUUUUUAAGCUAUUACUUCCUGCUGCCCGAAUCACCGAGAUGGUUGUUAACGUCAGGCAAGGCGAAAGAAGCUACGGUUAUAAUGGAGGCGGCAGCCAAAAGGAACGGUUUGCCAACGGACAACAUAGCAGCUUCUACACAGAAGAUAGUGGCGGAGCUCAGCAGCGCCCAGCAAGAGCGGGCUUCGUUCCUGGCGCUUUUCCGGACGCCCAAACUGCGCGCGCGCACCGUCGCUAUUUGCUUCAACUGGUUCGUCUGCGGGUUGUGUUUCUUCGGCGUCUCGCAGUACAUCGGCCACGUGUCCGGCGACAUAUUCUCCAAUGUUGCCGUUUCGGCGGCGAUUCAGGUCCCCGGAACGCUUAUUUCCAUCUACUCCAACCGCGUUUUGGGCCGUAAAGUGACACUGAUCGGUUCCAACUGCGUUACCGGACUCAGCUGCUUGCUGAUCAUAGUUGUCCCCGACACGGGCGCCAGUCACCUGGCCCUCGGCUGCAUCGGCCUGUGGGGAAUGAGCAUAUCCUUCGCAACGGUCUACCUUUACGCCGGUGAACUAUUCCCAACGGUCGUCAGGAAUACGGGCGUCGGACUGGCAUCAACAGUAGCCAGGAUCGGUUCAAUGCUCGCACCGUUUGUGGCAACCCUAAAAGUGACGUACUUCUGGCUCCCCCCACUGGCAUUUGGCGCCGUACCCUUAAUCGGCGCCGCGCUUUGCCUAAUAUUACCCGACACACGCGGAAAGAAACUUCCGGACACAUUGGAUGAGGGAGAACUCACCAAUGUCGUAUUCAUUUUGCCGAGUGUCGAUUAUGUCUGUUUGGAUCCACAAGCCUUGAAUGCCACCAAUUACUGCCCUUGCGAAAACCCUGAAUAUGACACAAGCGGCAUUGCGAGCUCUGUCACCAGUACUUGGGACCUCAUUUGUGGCAGAACACAACUGGCUAGCUUAGCCCAAUCGAUGCUACAGAUCGGAAUACUUGCGGGGAGCCUAAUUUAUGGCUAUAUUUCAGAUAGAUACGGGCGUAGGAUUGCGUCGUGGCUAGCAUUAACCCUGAACGUUAUUUUUGUAGCCGUAUCAGCCGUCGUCCCAGAAUUCUGGAUGUUUCUCGUGUGUCGUUUUCUCAUUGGAACCGCCGUUGGAGGCACCAUGCUAUGCACCUACGUCUUAGUGAUAGAACUCAGCGGAAAGUCAUUCCGCCCAUACUUAACGGGAUUGUUUGAAAUUUCUUACAUCACUGGAUAUUUCGUGCAUCCUAUAAUAGCCUAUUAUGUGGUUAAUAACAAUGGGUCGAAAGAAAGAAGCUAUAUAUAUUUUAACCAAUAUCGCGAAAAGAAACAAUCGACCGGUGACAAACAU